UCUCAUUUUCAUUAAGGUCUUUCUCUCUCUUUAUUCGAUGAUUUGCUUUCAGUUGGUUUCUCGUAGAGUUGAUAACGUCUGUAUUUAGGAGCGAUCUGUUCAUCCAACUCGAAAUAUCGUAAGAGAAGAAAAAGUGACUUUUCUUCAUACGCCCAAAAGUCCCAUGCUUUCCGUUGGUCAACAACCAACCAAAGCUCUAUCUAAUUCUUCACUACUCGUACAGGAAGGACUCUCUUUCUUUCUGUAGGGAAUCAUUUUCUCUCAAUCCAUCAAUAUGUUUGAAAAAUUUCCACGCCUCUUUUUAUUUGAUGAAAAUAGUCUGAAUUCCAGUGCUACAUCUUCUAGAACUCCGAGUCAAUCCACGACGACUAUUACCGAUUCUAGUCUUCAAUCGUCCGAUACUCAAGGUUCUUAUGAUGGUAUUUUUGAGGAUCAUCCAGGUCUUAACCCUUCCAGUGAACGUAUAGUAGAGCUUCAAUCUGAUAUACGCGAGAAAUUGGAGGAGCUUCUGAUUAACAAGAGUCCCGACGAAGCUAUGGUUGCGGCCGAAGCUUUACAUGGGGAAAGCGACAAUAUCCCUUUUAUGGAGUUCAUUUUGAAUGAUUUGAACACAAACGGAGUAGAAAGUGAGUCCUAUAAAGAUGCGCUGGCAGCACUAGUGAAGAUGGUCCCCAGCCCACUUGAACAAUUUGAAAUCAUCCCAUUUUUUCCUAUGAAGAUAGGAGACUUGUAUUUCUCAUUCACAAAUCCAUCUUUGUUUAUGCUGCUAACUCUCAGUUUGGUCCUACUUCUGCUUUAUUUUGUUACUAAAAAGGGAGGAGGAAACUCAGUACCAAAUGCUUGGCAAUCCUUGGUAGAGCUUAUUUAUGAUUUCGUGCUAAACCUGGUAAACGAACAAAUAAGUGGUCUUUCCGGAAAUGUGAAACAAAAGUUUUUCCCUUGCAUCUUGGUCACUUUUACUUUUUCGUUAUUUCGUAAUCCCCAGGGUAUGAUACCUUAUAGCUUCACAGUUACAAGUCAUUUUCUCAUUACUUUGGGUCUCUCAUUUUCUAUUUUUAUAGGCAUUACUAUAGUGGGAUUUCAAAGAAAUGGGCUUCAUUUUUUAAGCUUCUUAUUACCCGCAGGAGUCCCACUGCCGUUAGCACCUUUUUUAGUACUCCUUGAGCUAAUCCCUCAUUGUUUUCGCGCAUUAAGCUCAGGAAUACGUUUAUUUGCUAAUAUGAUGGCCGGUCAUAGUCCAGUAAAGAUUUUAAGUGGGUCCGCUUGGACUAUGCUAUGUAUGAAUGAUCUUUUCUAUUUCAUAGGGGAUCUUGGUCCUUUAUUUAUAGUUCUUGCAUUAACCGGUCCGGAAUUAGGUGUAGCUAUAUCACAAGCUCAUGUUUCUACGAUCUCAAUCUGUAUUUACUUGAAUGAUGCUAUAAAUCUCCAUCAAAGUGAUUCUUUUUUAUAAUUGAACAAAAGCGAGGAGCAAAGCCACUUUACCGAGUUUACGAGGUGAAGGAGUGAUAACAACUUCGCUCGGAUCGAAAAAAAAAAAAGAUUCCGAGCACGUCUGGUCAAAGUCUAUCUGUCUUUACCACGAGUCAUUUUCCUUGGCUAACAAUAAAUUUGAGUUUUUCCCGUAUCCGCGGGUUCUUCAAUUUGCUUCCUCCCUCAUAUAGGAAAUAAGGUUGGUGGUAUACUAUAUUUAUCCCCUUAUUGGAAUUCCUUUUAAUGACAUAUGCAUUCUGUUAUCAUUUCCAGUUGGACGGACGAUCCAUUAAUCCAAUUUGAGGAAGAAACGAACUCUUUCCAUUUACCAUCCUUUUUUUGGGGUUCCAAACCUUGACUUCUUUAGGGGCUUGGAGUAGAUGAAGCCUUCCUUCUUUCUUCUCGGUCCGCUUUGGCUCCUGAUCUUGAGCUCGCAGUUAUUGGCCUAAGGCUUCUUCUUCGAGUCCUUGCUUUUGAGAGACGAAACUUUAGGCCCUUGCUCUUGGCCUUCCAUCAUGGUCCGCAUAACCAGCCCAUCUUUCUCCAGAGAAGCAACCGCUCGAAAUCUCUCCCUUCAGUUGUGUAACAAGGCGAUCCACACGAUAACGAGUCCGCUCCCGUCGAGCCUCUUCGACGGCACUAGCCUACGGGUUCUUCCCCCUAGCCAUGGCUUGGCCUAGCCUUUGGCUCUGAUACCACUUGUCACGGCGCUAAGUCCUUCAAGCCCACAAAGCGCGGCACCCUGCUAACGGUCCGCUGUAGCAGAGUAAGCUGAAAAAGCCCUUUCUAUGUUCUUAGUCAAGCCUAAACUGCAAUCAAAGGUUAGCGCUAACGAGCAAGAAAAGGCCCCUUAGCCUAUCUAUCUAAGGGGCCUUUAAUAAUAUUAUAUAAUAAGAGUUGGCCCUUCUUUCUCAAAGUAAAGAAAGCUUUCGAGCUGUAGCUUUACAACGAUAGGGCCCUCAUUAUUAGGUUGAUAGAUUGCUUGUUUGUUUUAUAUCAUAUCAAUAAAGGCUUUCCUUGAGUUUUCAAGUUGGGGCGCUAACGCCCUAUCUAUAGUCAGGGGCCUUUUCUUGCAGGAUGCCGGGUGCGCAGGGUCGCCCAACCUAUACAAGGGCUUUCCGACUUCAUUUGGUCGUGCUGCUAUGAUGUAACGUGCAGUCGUCCCGAGGCAGCAGGAUGUAUGGUAUAGGGCCCCUUUUUUCUCUCCCUUAAAGUCCUUUAUGUAUUUCGAGUCGGGAAUAGAGCAGUGGCUUAUUCGGCGCUAUAUCACAAUUCAUUCAUUCUCGGGCAUAGCUGUUCACGAAACGUGGCAUGGGACAUCUGUCGGCGGCGGGAGUCAACCAUCCGAGCGAGAGGUCAGACCAAUCCCAUUCAUUCUGGUCCGAUCAGAACGGAUCUUGUUGAAUGAAUUGAUCCAUUAUGCCCUACUUCUUAUUCUUAGUGCAUUUUUUCCUACUCUGACCCUUCCUUUGACUACUCCUGAGAUAGAGUGGAAACAUUUUGUUAUGGUGGAGAGUGGGGAGUGAAAACACCAAUGCAGCAGAGAACGAUCGCAUGAAUCGGAAUCCACAACUAUUAAGACAGACGGCCGAGAAAGAAAGGCUCCACGUUCUCCAAGUGGUUGAUCUUAGCGUGCUAGUCACUGCUUCAUUUCGUAUAGUGAGAACACUUUCUCUUUCGUAGCGCUCCGCCCCCCCCCUUGUAUAGGUUGGGGAACUCUGGUUGCGCGGCUUUCUCUUAUAGGGGUCUAUUUUCUCUGACUUGACUCAGCUUGA
This is a messenger RNA of Syzygium oleosum, 3245 nucleotides long. Its product is annotated as ATP synthase subunit a. Gene Ontology annotation, molecular function: proton transmembrane transporter activity. Gene Ontology annotation, biological process: proton motive force-driven ATP synthesis. The record is from RefSeq and is a predicted model, not a curated record. NCBI's taxonomy places the organism in Eukaryota, Viridiplantae, Streptophyta, Magnoliopsida, Myrtales, Myrtaceae. The coding region runs from base 275 to 1450 and encodes 391 amino acids. The transcript has a single exon.